CCUAUAUAUUCCUGCCCAAUUCUGCAUAAAUAUCACACAUAGAUUUGUAUUAAUUAGUUUAUAUCCUGCGUCAUAAAUAUAACAAUAUUCCAUGAACCAUUUGACAGUGGGCUGCGAACUUCAAACAAAAACUGAAUGUAGUUACAAUUUGUAGAAACACGGCAAUUUAAUAAUGUAUCAUUAAAUUAUAAUAUUUCAUUAUAAAAAACACAAUAAAUCAUAAAACGAUAGCCCUGCUCCACGCACUUAUGAGUGACAUUGAAAUUUUAUGCUGAAACCGCUACCUUACGUGACUCACUCUUCAUGACAUCACGACCUAAGGCUGACUUGACAUGCGGCAUCGACCGCCCCCAGACCGCCCCCGUUAGAAAUCAACUCUGUGGUAUUGCGUUUCGGGCUUCCCAAGUCUUCGAAACCCACAAUCCUGCGAUUUAGGAUAGUACUAAUAAAACAAUAAAUCAUUGUAAGUAAUCAAUACAGACCGAAAUCUAUCAUGAGUAUGUUUAUCGGAAGUCGUUCAUUAUGUUAUUAGUACCUAGAAUCCCUAAAUCUUGGUCCCUUAUUUAUUAUUCUCGAUUUUGUUAGAAUGAGGUUAAAUAGAACACAUGGAAUACCGUAAUUUGCACCUCUUUAAUUAAAUCCUAUCGAGAAUGUUGGUAGUGCCAUGUCCAAAGGCUGAUUUGACGUGUUCAAGAGAACGUGCUAAGACGUCCAUCGGGUUUUUCAACCUCUGAGAUCAGUUUUCUUGUUGACACUGACAAAGGUUAUUGUAUAAUAUAAAUGGUCUUCAGAUGCUAAUUCAUUCAUAUGUGUUUAAUGUGAGUAUUUUUGUAAAUGGAACGAAAUUGCAAUUGAACCGAGUCAGACGUAACAAUCUCUAGGAAAGAAAGAAUAAACAUUAGCUAAGUUGGCUGCAUUCACCUUGUGCCCAGUUUGCUACUUUGCAUUUUUUUUAACUACUAAUAAAACCUUGUAUCCCCUUCCCCGCCUACCUUCGUGAAACCUGUUUGAUGCUUUGAUUGCUGCCGUCCCGUGGGCUCGGGCUAGUGUAGUAAAGUUGCACUGGCAUGACUGGAGGAUAUUGUAUCUGUAUAAAGUACAGGUGUCUUUUUCAGUAGUGUAACGACCAACAAAUUAAUCAAGGACUUUUUUGUGCUUCAUCUCUU
Molecule: messenger RNA, 1166 nt
Organism: Gryllus bimaculatus (two-spotted cricket)
Lineage: Eukaryota; Metazoa; Arthropoda; Insecta; Orthoptera; Gryllidae
Source: the annotation of a GenBank genome assembly